AUGUCACCUGUCCUGAUUCUCCUGACCUUUCUUCUGCCAAGUGGAGCUGGUGCAGAGGAGAUCAUCGGGGGACAUGAGGUUAAGCCCCACUCCCGCCCCUACAUGGCAUUUAUUCAGUUCGUGCGUGAUGAUGGGAAGAAGGGUCGCUGUGGAGGCUUCCUGGUGCGAGACAACUUCGUGCUGACAGCUGCCCACUGCCUGGGAAGCUCCAUGAAAGUCACUCUGGGAGCCCACAAUAUCAAGGCACAGGAGGAGACCCAGCAGAUCAUCCCUGUGGCAAAAGCCAUUCCACACCCGGCCUAUAAUCCCAUGGACUACACCAAUGACAUCAUGCUCUUAAAGCUAGAGAGGAAGGCCAGGAGGACUAAAGCUGUGAGGCCCCUCAAGCUGCCCAGGGUCAAUGCCCAGGUGAAGCCAGGGCAUGUGUGCCGCCUGCCUGGCUGGGGGUCAACAUCUCUCAAUGCCACUAGAGGAACUGCUGUGCUCCAAGAGGCUGUAUUGAUCACUGAGGAGGACCAGAAAUGCAAAUUGUACUUCUCCCACUACUCCAGAGCAACACAGAUCUGUGCUGGAGACCCGAAUAAAAUCCAGUCUGCUUUCAAGGGUGACUCUGGGGGACCCCUCGUGUGUGACAACAGAGCUUAUGGAGUUGUGUCCUAUGGGAAAUCCAAGAGGAUUGCUCCAGGAAUCUUCACUAAAGUCGUGUCUUUCCUGCAAUGGAUAAAAAGAAGCAUGAAGCCCGUCUAGCAAGUGGUAAAACCCAGCUGUGUCUGACCAGCUUGUCUGGACACAGGCAAUACCUUCAUGGAGCACACAGCAAUGGCUGGAAAUUCUAAUAAACUGAUCUCCACAGUGAGUGCAGCUGAA
Molecule: messenger RNA, 867 nt
Organism: Mesocricetus auratus (golden hamster)
Lineage: Eukaryota; Metazoa; Chordata; Mammalia; Rodentia; Cricetidae
Product: granzyme F-like
Exons: 5
Coding region: 1-747 (248 amino acids)
Biological process (GO): proteolysis
Cellular component (GO): cytoplasm; intracellular membrane-bounded organelle
Molecular function (GO): serine-type endopeptidase activity
Source: RefSeq, a predicted model, not a curated record